AUGCCUGGCUCAAGGUCAUCCAGUGAUCAACUCAAGUUGGAAUUUGAAUCUGGGUCCAGGUUCAACUACUACCCCUUGCUGGAUCUAACCAAAGUCUUUAUAUUCCCUGCACAAAUUUAUCCAGUUGCCAGGUGUCUUUAUUGUCUAUUGUGUGUACAAAUUCCAUUCUGUGCACUAUUGUUUUUAAUUGAAGCUUUAUUUUAUAAAAUCCUUUAUUUCCUACAGCUAAUACAGAACAGAACAAACCUCACUGCCAACACAAUCUUCAUUCUCCUGGGAUUCAGCGAUCACCCAGAGCUUCAGAUGCUUCUCUUCCUGGCUUUCCUCACAAUCUACAUGCUUACUGUAGCUGGCAAUCUCAUCAUUGUUGUGCUUGUUGUCAGUGAUGAGCAUCUCCACACCCCCAUGUAUUUCUUCCUAGGGAACCUGUCAUGCUUGGAGAUCUGCUACACAUCCACCAUCCUACCCAGAUUGCUCUUCAGUCUGCUGACAGGAGAUAGAAUCAUUUCGGUUCAUGGUUGCAUGGGACAAUACCUCUUCUUUGUUGUCUUAGCAGUUGCAGAGUGUUAUCUCUUGGCCGUGAUGUCAUAUGACCGAUACUUAGCCAUCUGUAAACCUCUGAGGUACACAUCUCUCAUGAAUAGCCGAGUCUGCAUUUGGCUUAUUGCCAUCUCUUGGAUGAGUGGGCUGCUAAAUGUUAGCAUAGUCACUUCACUCUUGUGGCAGUUAAUGUUUUGCGGUCCCAACAAAAUUGAGCAUUUCUUUUGUGACCUAGCCCCCAUGUUAAAGCUCUCCUGCAGCAACACUGACUUAGCAGAACUGGUCAUUUUCAUUUUUUCCUCCAUAAACACUGUACUCCCCUUCUUACUUACCCUGAUCUCAUACAUUAAUAUUAUCAUCACCAUCCUCCAAAUGAAGACCAAGGCUUCGAGGCAGAAGGCCUUCUCCACUUGUUCGUCCCACCUCGCUGUAGUGAUUCUUUUCUAUGGGUCUCUGAUUUGUGUCUAUGUACUUCCAGAAACUACCAUGCUGAAGGGGCUUCAUCGAAUCUUCUCCCUGUUUUACACGGUCUACACUCCCAUGCUUAACCCUUUUAUAUACAGUCUGAGAAACAGAGAGGUCAAGGCUGCUUUUUUUAGAACUGCAACUAAAAUUGUCAAUAUAGCUCUUACCUUCCCUUAA
This is a messenger RNA of Euleptes europaea (tarantolino), 1182 nucleotides long. Its product is annotated as olfactory receptor 5B21-like. NCBI's taxonomy places the organism in Eukaryota, Metazoa, Chordata, Lepidosauria, Squamata, Sphaerodactylidae. Gene Ontology annotation, cellular component: membrane. Gene Ontology annotation, molecular function: G protein-coupled receptor activity; olfactory receptor activity. Gene Ontology annotation, biological process: G protein-coupled receptor signaling pathway. The transcript has a single exon. Bases 1 to 1182 code for a protein of 393 amino acids. The record is from RefSeq and is a predicted model, not a curated record.